Moesziomyces aphidis is the source of this 528-nucleotide messenger RNA. The record is from the annotation of a GenBank genome assembly. Lineage: Eukaryota; Fungi; Basidiomycota; Ustilaginomycetes; Ustilaginales; Ustilaginaceae.
AUGCUUGGCAGUGCGGUAGCUUCGUCUUCGAGGACCCUUCUGCGGGCCUCGCGACCCGUCCUUCGUUCUUCGAUUCGAAGCCUCAGCUCCACCUCGACGCUUCGCAAUGCGGCACCGGUGGAUGCCAAGAUCUCGGGCAUCGUGGACCAGAUUGAAAAGCUGACGUUGCUCGAGGCGUCGGACCUGGUCAGCGCACUCAAGACGCGCCUCAACAUCACCGAGAUCGCCAUGCCCGCCGCAUCGGCCCCCGCUGCCGCCGCCCCAGCCGCUGCAGAGGAGGUAGAGGAGGCCGCCAAGCCAAAGGAGAAGACCGUCUUCACCCUCAAACUCACCGGCCUCAAGGAUCCUACCGCCAAGGCCAAGGUCAUCCGCGAAGUCAAGGCUACCAACUCCAAUAUGAACCUGGUCGAGGCCAAGAAGUUCGUCGAGUCUACACCCCAGGUGCUCAAGGAGGGCCUCAACAAGGAAGACGCCGAGAAGCUCAAGGCGGCCAUCGAGGCUGCCGGCGGCACUGUCGAGCUCGAGUAA